Molecule: messenger RNA, 1125 nt
Organism: Paraphaeosphaeria sporulosa
Lineage: Eukaryota; Fungi; Ascomycota; Dothideomycetes; Pleosporales; Didymosphaeriaceae
Product: mitochondrial carrier
Exons: 2
Coding region: 1-1125 (374 amino acids)
Biological process (GO): transmembrane transport
Source: RefSeq, a predicted model, not a curated record
AUGAAGCUCCAGAGGGCACCACCGCUGUCCGCGACCGAUGACGAGGCACAUGUCCCUGUGACAGAGAGGAAGAGGAGUCGGAGCCCGUCGCGGGAAAGGAAAGUGAACAGGCAGAGCCCAGAGUAUAUCUGGAAGAGCGGACUGGCGGGGGGCCUAGCAGGAUGCGCUGCCAAAACCGUAGUCGGCCCGCUCGACCGCGUCAAAAUACUCCUCCAAACCCGCAAUCCCGCUUUCGUAAAAUACGCCGGCCACUGGUCAGGGCUGCACCUCGCGCUGCGCGACAUCCACCGCGAAAACGGCAUCCGCGGCCUCUUCAAAGGCCACUCCGCCACCCUCCUCCGCAUCUUCCCCUACGCCGGCAUAAAGUUCCUCGCCUACGACCAAAUCCGCGCCGUCUUCAUAAAAACUCAGGCCCAGGAGACCCCCGGCCGCCGCUUCCUCAGCGGCAGUCUCGCGGGCAUGUUCUCCGUCUUCUUCACAUACCCGCUGGAGGUCAUACGCGUGCGUCUCGCCUUCGAGACCUCCGCGCAGAAGCGCAGCACCCUCAGGAGCAUUUGCGCAAAGAUCUACAACGAGCAGAGCGCGCCGACGACGCACCACCCCACGAACCCGCUCUCCGCGGCUGCAGCCACGGUCGUGGAGAAGGGCGUUCCGCAGACCGGCCUGGCGAAUUUCUUCCGCGGCUUCACCCCCACCCUGCUCGGCAUGAUUCCUUAUGCCGGCGCAUCUUUCCUCGCGCACGACACCAUGAGCGAUCUCCUCCGGCACCCGGUCCUCGCCCCCUGGACUACCCUCCCACACACUUCCCGUACCGAGUCGGAGACGACAACGUACAAGCCUGCGCAGCUGCAAGGCUGGGCUGAACUCAGCACCGGUGGUUUCGCGGGCUUCUUUUCGCAAACAGUAUCCUAUCCGCUCGAGGUUAUACGGAGGAGAAUGCAGGUUGGAGGCGUGGUGGGCGACGGUCACAGACUGGGCAUCGCAGAGGUGGCCAAAAGAAUAUUCCUGGAAAAAGGGUGGAGAGGUUUCUUUGUGGGCUUGACCAUUGGAUAUGUAAAGGUCAUCCCCAUGUCAGCGACGAGUUUCCUGGUGUGGGAGCGCGGGAAGUACUACCUUGGGAUAUAA